Menidia menidia (Atlantic silverside) is the source of this 189-nucleotide messenger RNA. Lineage: Eukaryota; Metazoa; Chordata; Actinopteri; Atheriniformes; Atherinopsidae. The record is from the annotation of a GenBank genome assembly.
AUGCAACCAUUCCAUACUUGGGACUCUGCCAGCUGCAAAAAGACUGCCAGUGCAGCUGCUCAGGUGAUGUGUUUUGUGAUGUGCCGAAUGAUAUUCGCUACUCACAGGAGCCUCAAGGGGUCGGUGAGACCCACGCUGAUGAGACUGAGUCUGGCCAAGAUUCAGGUUGUGAUGGACAUUACAAUCUGA